Molecule: messenger RNA, 3264 nt
Organism: Ilyonectria robusta
Lineage: Eukaryota; Fungi; Ascomycota; Sordariomycetes; Hypocreales; Nectriaceae
Exons: 3
Coding region: 263-3208 (981 amino acids)
Biological process (GO): calcium ion transmembrane transport; intracellular calcium ion homeostasis
Cellular component (GO): plasma membrane
Molecular function (GO): ATP hydrolysis activity; ATP binding; P-type calcium transporter activity
Source: RefSeq, a predicted model, not a curated record
AAGGGCCACACCGUCGACGGCCUCACCACGGCCGAGGCCAAGGCCCGUCUCGAAACCGCCGGCCGCAACGAGUUCGGCGAGCAGGAGGGCGUCCAGCCCAUCAAGAUCCUCAUCGGCCAGAUUGCCAAUGCCUUGACUCUAGUGAGAUGUCCACCAUUCCAGGCCCCUCCGAGGACCACGGCGGUUUGCGCUGUUGCCCUUGGAGGUGGACCUCGUUGAGAAAAUAGUCUGAUUUGCCGGUAUGUAGGUGCUCAUCCUCGCCAUGGCUGCUUCCUUUGGUAUCCAGUCCUGGAUCGAGGGCGGCGUAGUGGCCGCGGUCAUCGUCCUCAACAUCGUCGUGGGCUUCUUCCAGGAGUUCCAAGCUGCCAAGACCAUGGACUCGCUGCGUUCGCUGAGCUCCCCGACUGCUCACGCUGUCCGCGAUGGCAACAACGAGGUUGUCGUGACCGCUGAGAUUGUCCCCGGCGACCUGGUUGAGCUCAAGACUGGCGACACCAUCCCCGCCGAUAUCCGCCUGAUUGAAGCCGUCAACUUCGAGACCAACGAGGCUCUCCUCACCGGCGAGUCCCUCCCCGUCCGCAAGGAGACUGGCGCCAUCUUCCCCGACGACACCGGCCCCGGUGACCGCCUCAACGUCUGCUACAGCUCGUCGACUGUCACCAAGGGCCGCGCUCGCGGCAUCGUCUUUGCUACUGGUGUCUACACCGAGAUUGGCCAGAUUGCUGUCGCUCUCCGCGGCAAGUCGUCUCGCCGCCGUGAGCCCAAGCGUCGCGAGGAUGGAACCGCCUCGACUGGACGCUGGAUGCAGGCGUGGACCUUGACCUGUUCCGAUGCCGUCGGUCGUUUCCUCGGUGUCAACGUCGGUACUCCUCUGCAGCGCAAGCUGUCCAAGCUCGCCAUUCUGCUUCUCGGAACUGCCAUUGUGUGUGCCAUCAUCGUCCUGGGUGCCAACGAGUUCAGCUCGAAGCGUGAGGUCAUCAUCUACGCCGUCGCCACCGGCCUGUCCAUGAUUCCCGCUUCGCUUAUUGUCGUCCUCACCAUCACCAUGGCUGCUGGUACCAAGCGCAUGGUCCAGCGCAACGUCAUCGUCCGCAACCUCAAGAGUCUCGAGGCUCUUGGUGGUGUUACCAACAUUUGCUCUGACAAGACCGGUACUCUCACCCAGGGCACCAUGAUUGUCAAGAAGGCUUGGAUCCCUGGCCGCGGCACAUACUCUGUCGGCUCUACCAGCGAACCCUUCAACCCCACCGUUGGCGUUGUCGGUCUCCAGGAGGCUCAGCCGAAGGACAUCAACUUCCAGGGCAGCGACGCCGAAGGCACCGAGAUCAACGCUGAGCAGCUCGUCGGCCAGGAUGCCACUCUCCAGCAAUACCUCAACAUUGCUUCCCUUGCCAACCUCGCCACCGUCCACCAGGUCGAAGGUGAAUGGCACGGCCGCGGUGACCCUACCGAGAUUGCUAUCCAGGUCUUUGCCUCUCGAUUCAACUGGAACCGCCUUCGUCUCUCAACCGGAGACCAGAAGCAGUGGCACGAGGUCGCCGAAUUCCCCUUCGACUCUGACGUCAAGAAGAUGUCUGUUAUUUUCGAGAACGCCGAGUCCAAGAAGCAAUGGGUCUUUACCAAGGGCGCCGUCGAGCGCGUCAUUUCUUCCUGCCCCCAGUAUGCCGUCGGCGAUGAGAUCAAGAAGCUCACACCUGACGUCGAGCAAGACAUCCUCCGCAACAUGGAGGCCCUCGCACGCCUUGGACUCCGCGUGCUCGCCCUAGCCAGCCGAACUGAUAUCCGCCACGUCAUCGACAACGAAGCUGAGCUGGAUCGAGGUUACUUUGAGAACGACCUGGUCUUCCGCGGUCUCGUCGGCCUCUACGAUCCUCCUCGUCCCGAGUCUGCGCCCUCUGUCCGUCGUUGCCACGAAGCCGGUGUCAGCGUCCACAUGCUCACCGGCGACCACCCCGAGACUGCCCGUGCUAUUGCCAUUGAAGUCGGUAUCCUGCCUACCAAGAUGUCCCAGAUCCCUCACGACAUCGCCAAGACCAUUGUCAUGGCUGCGUCCGACUUUGACAAGUUGAGCGAUGACGAGAUCGACCAGCUCCCUCUUCUGCCUCUCGUCGUCGCCCGUUGCGCUCCUCAGACCAAGGUCCGCAUGAUCAACGCCCUCCAUCGCCGCAAGUGUUUCGUUGCCAUGACUGGCGACGGUGUCAACGACUCUCCCAGUCUAAAGCAAUCCGAUGUUGGCAUCGCCAUGGGCCUUGCCGGUUCCGAUGUCGCCAAGGAAGCUUCUGACAUUGUCCUGACUGACGACAACUUUGCUUCCAUUCUCAACGCUGUCGAGGAGGGCCGACGCAUGUUUGACAACAUCCAGAAGUUCAUCCUGCACGUCUUGGCCGAGAACAUUGCUCAAGCCUUCACUCUGCUUAUCGGUCUUGCCUUCAAGGACAAAAACGGUCUGUCUGUGUUCCCUCUAGCCCCCGUCCAGAUUCUCUGGAUCAUCAUGAUCACCUCCGGCAUGCCUGAUAUGGGCCUCGGGUUUGAGAUUGCCGCUCCCGAUAUCAUGCAGCGACCUCCCCAGAACUUGAAGCAAGGUGUCUUUACUCCAGAGCUGCUCGUCGACAUGGUUGUGUAUGGUCUCUGGAUGUCCGCCCUUUGCCUGGCCUCGUUCGUCCUCGUUUUGUACGGAUUCGGUAACGGCAAGGACGACAUUGGUGAGAACUGCAACAACGAUUACAGCGACGAGUGCGAAGUCAUCUUCCGUGCUCGUGCCACCACCUUUGCUUGCUUGACCUGGUUCGCCCUGUUCCUUGCCUGGGAGAUGGUCAACAUGCGCCGCUCUUUGUUCCGCAUGCAGCCCAAGAGCAAGAAGUACUUUACUCAGUGGAUGCACGAUGUCUGGCGCAACCAGUUCCUCUUCUGGGCCAUCGUGGCUGGCUUCGUCACCAUGUUCCCGUUGAUCUAUAUCCCCACCCUCAACACCGUCGUCUUUAAGCACGCCCCCAUCUCUUGGGAGUGGGGUAUUGUGUUUGUCGAGGCCGUCAUUUUCUUCCUGGGUAUCGAGGCCUGGAAGUGGAUGAAGCGCUUCUACUUCCGUCGCCAGGCUCGCAAGACGACCGGCGGCGAGACAGAUCUCGAGACGCGCGUCUUUGGACACUACUACACAAUGUCCAGCAGCAGCCAGGACGAGGAUGUCGGUGGAGAAAAGAGAGCUACCUAAAAGGUGGACUAAAAAAACAUGUGCUCCAGGUAUACUGGAAAGCAAUGCGAACUGGG